AGGAGAGGCAGAUAAUAUUUACUGUGUGUCUGGGUGCACACACACACACACACACAUCGCAUAGCUGAAGCCAUAUCGCCGUCACUAAGCACUGAUCCACCACUAUCUAUCUACAAGAGACUGGCCAGCUCCCCCUGCUACUGCAGUGCACAGCAAUAUGCAUGACAGCCUCGUCGCGGUAUCCCAAAUCCACUGCAUUUCCCCCCCGGCCAAGACUAGGAGUGGCGAGGCCCGGGUUCCAUGCAGAAAGGAGCGCGCUGUGCCCUUUGUCCAGCUCUGGUCUUAGCGCGUCUUCUCAUCCAUCCGAUUGGGUCCUCUUCCAAUCUUCUAGACGACCCGGCAUCUACUCCACUGUCGCCGAUCUGAUUCGCCAUAGGCUCCAAACGGCGACGCUAGGAACGAUUAUCCUUGGGACCGCGGUUGUAAGUGGGGCUGCUGUGUACACCGUGAUUCGUUGCGUUUUUGCCUGCCUCCAUUUCUCCUACGAAGUUAGUGCAUAAGUCAAGUAACUUGGAAGGCUAGCGCCUGCAGCAGCGCUAUGCGCUAGUGUAAGGCUCUUGUGUAUAGUGCUUUUUUUUCCCUUUCUUUCACUUUUUCUUUUUCGGUGGUGGUGUGUGUCC
Aspergillus vadensis CBS 113365 is the source of this 620-nucleotide messenger RNA. RefSeq lists its product as uncharacterized. The coding region runs from base 162 to 500 and encodes 112 amino acids. The transcript has a single exon. NCBI's taxonomy places the organism in Eukaryota, Fungi, Ascomycota, Eurotiomycetes, Eurotiales, Aspergillaceae. The record is from RefSeq and is a predicted model, not a curated record.